AACUGGUAAUGAAGAAACAAAGAAAUAUAUGCAUUUAAGAAGGGCUUUGGUGGGGGUAUGGGUGAAUUUUCUUUUGGUUUUGUCUUGGCAAAUAUUCUUGGGAGGUGGGUGAUUUUAUGAGGCUGUGGUGCAUUCCUUCGGAAAAAAAGAACACUUUUCUUUUAUGUCGUGCGAGUAUAAGUUAGGAGUAUCAGUUUGUGUGGUUCUUGUUCUUUUGUAUGCUCAGCUGGAAUUCAAGCUCUCUCUCUAUCUCCUCUCUCAUUCUCUGCUCUUUCAUGCUGAUAAUCGGUUAAAGAUUUGUGUUCAUCUGAUAAAAAGUUGUGAUCUUGAUUAUUUGGGUAGUUAAACAUGUGUUCUUGAUGCAAAAAUGGAAGUUGAAGAGCUUUUGAAAAGCCAUUGGAUCAUCAUCUUAAAUUGUCUACUUUGUACAAGUAUACAACAAAUAGGAGGAUAACAAUGGAGGGUUCAUCUGAGUCUGGUUGGCAGAGGUCUGAUAAUACAUCCCAUGAUUCUGGAUUCAUAUCAGGAAGAAAAGAGAGAGAGAGACCAACUGGGUGGCUCCACCACAGAACCCAGAUUGGGGAUCGGCCGGCGGUGGCAGCGGAGGCGGAGCCACUUGUUCCGGCCGCUGAAUGCAGUGAUAUUAGUUUAAGACAAUGGUUAGAUAACCCAGAAAGAAAAGUAGAUUCUCUUGAAUGUUUACACAUAUUUUCUCAAAUUGUUGAGAUUGUUAACUUAGCACAUUCUCAAGGAAUUGUUGUACACAAUGUGCGGCCUUCAUGUUUUGUUAUGUCAUCGUUUAAUCGUGUUUCGUUCAUUGAAUCUGCUUCUUGCUCGGAUUCAAGUUCAGGUUCUCUUGAAUAUGGUCAAAUACCUGAGUUUAAAGGUUCAUCUUCACCUUUGCGCCACGAAUCGAACUCCCCAAAACAGGAAGCCUGUGGCAGUGAACAGGCUGAAGAAAAAAAACAUUCUUUUCCUAUGAAACAAAUAUUGCUUUUGGAAUCAAAUUGGUACAGCAGCCCAGAAGAGGCUUCUGGUAGCCCACCCUCUUGUGCUUCAGAUAUUUAUCAACUUGGGGUCUUGCUCUUUGAGCUAUUCUGCACGUUUAGUUCACUGGAAGAGAAAAGCACAACAAUGGGUAGCCUCAGACAUCGGGUUCUUCCUCCUCAGUUGCUUCUAAAGUGGCCUAAAGAAGCUUCAUUUUGCUUAUGGUUGCUGCAUCCUGACACGAGCAGCCGGCCGAAAAUGGGGUGAGUUUUCUUCCUCAUAGUAUCCUUUGACAUAUGCCCGAAUUUUUUUGAGCCAGUAGGAUAUUGAUCAAGUUCAAGCACUGCCAGUAGGAUUCCCAGUUAUACACAUCU
Molecule: messenger RNA, 1361 nt
Organism: Olea europaea var. sylvestris
Lineage: Eukaryota; Viridiplantae; Streptophyta; Magnoliopsida; Lamiales; Oleaceae
Product: protein SPA1-RELATED 4-like
Exons: 3
Coding region: 457-1254 (265 amino acids)
Biological process (GO): photomorphogenesis; protein phosphorylation
Molecular function (GO): protein kinase activity; ATP binding
Source: RefSeq, a predicted model, not a curated record